CACGCCGAGUGAGGCGGCGCCCCCGGGGCAGCAGGAGCGCUUCCGGCAGCACCUGGAGACGCUGCAGAGGGACCUGGAGACCGCGCUGAGCCGCCCGUGCAAGGGGGAGAUGCGAGAGCAUCUUCUCCACUUCCUGCGGGCUGCGCAGCAGAGGAUCUGCCAGAAGCUGCAGGCGAUGGAGGGGACCGGCCCAAGGGAGCCAGGCCCAAAGCUACAGGAUGAAAACAUCCCCUCCAGCAGGGAGAGAUUUGAGAGGAGUUGCAGAAUACCUUCGCGUGUCAUUGAGAGCUCCCCGGAAGAUCCAAAGGGACAAAUUGCUCCACCUAACUCUACAAUGGAAAGCAGACAGGAACGAUCAGACAGCAGGAAGCCCUCAGAAGCCCGCUCGCAGACACCGGAGCCAUGCAACUGCUGGCUGCCCUGGCCGAGCAGCAUCCAGCAGAUACAGAUGAAUCAUUACAGAGUGGAGGUGACCCUGGAUCCUAAAACAGCCAACCCUAAGCUCAUCCUCUCCAGCGACAGGAGGAGCAUGCAACUAGGAGAUGAGCAAAAGGACCUGCCCAGCACGUGCGAGAGAUUCGACACUGACCCUUGUGUGCUGGCCAGCGAGGGGUUCUCAUCUGGGCAAUAUUACUGGGAAGUGGAGGUGGGGGACGCUGGUGGCUGGGCUGUGGGGGUGGCGAGCAAGUCAGUGAAGAGGAAGGGGCCUCUCUACCUCAAACCUGAGCAUGGCUUCUGGACUGUGGAGUUGCACAUGGGCAAAUACUGGGCUCUCGGGACCUGCCUGGCCCGUGUGCACAGCAGCAAGAGGCUUCGCAGAGUUGGGAUUUACCUGGACUGCACGGAAGGGCAGGUGGCCUUUUACAACGCUGACGCCUUUGCCCAUCUCUACACUUUCACUGCCUCCUUCACGGAGGAAAUCUUCCCCUUCUUCUACCUCAAGGACAAGAAGACCCCACUGGUCAUUAAUAGCUAUCUCUCCCCCCUCUCACCCGGCUCACGAUGGGACAGUCUCCCCUGGGAUCUCUGA
Pelodiscus sinensis (Chinese soft-shelled turtle) is the source of this 1030-nucleotide messenger RNA. The record is from RefSeq and is a predicted model, not a curated record. NCBI's taxonomy places the organism in Eukaryota, Metazoa, Chordata, Testudines, Trionychidae.